Rhinolophus ferrumequinum (greater horseshoe bat) is the source of this 977-nucleotide messenger RNA. RefSeq names its product olfactory receptor 2G3. Gene Ontology annotation, molecular function: G protein-coupled receptor activity; olfactory receptor activity. The transcript has a single exon. The coding region runs from base 28 to 972 and encodes 314 amino acids. NCBI's taxonomy places the organism in Eukaryota, Metazoa, Chordata, Mammalia, Chiroptera, Rhinolophidae. Gene Ontology annotation, biological process: G protein-coupled receptor signaling pathway. Gene Ontology annotation, cellular component: membrane. The record is from RefSeq and is a predicted model, not a curated record.
UCUUAGCAGGCACCAUUCCCCUGAGUGAUGGAAAGGGCCAAUGAGAGUUCCCUGAUGGGUUUUGUCCUUCUAGGCUUCUCAGACCGCCCUCACCUGGAGGCUGUGCUCUUUGUGUUUGUCCUUUUCUUCUACCUCUUGACACUUGUGGGAAACUUUACCAUCAUCAUUGUUUCACACCUGGAUGCCUCCCUGCACACCCCUAUGUACUUCUUCCUCACCAAUCUCUCCCUAUUGGACCUCUGCUUCACUACUAGCCUUGCUCCUCAGACCCUGGUUAACCUGCGUGGUCCAGAGAAGACCAUCACUUAUGGGGGUUGUGCAGCACAACUUUACAUUUCUCUAGCGCUGGGCUCCACUGAAUGCAUUCUCCUGGCUGUGAUGGCCUUGGAUCGCUAUGUUGCUGUCUGCAAACCCCUCCACUAUGUGGUCAUCAUGAACCCACGACUAUGCCAGCAGCUAGCAUCCAUCUCCUGGCUCAGUGGUUUGGCCAAUUCCUUGAUCCAUGCUACCUUUACCUUGCAACUGUCUCUCUGUGGCAACCACAGGCUGGAUCAUUUUAUUUGCGAAGUACCAGCUCUUCUCAAGUUGGCUUGUGUAGACACUACUGUCAAUGAGUUGGUGCUUUUUGUUGUGAGUGUCCUGUUCCUGCUACUCCCCCCAGCAUUCAUCCUCAUCUCCUAUGGUUUCAUAACUCAAGCUGUGCUGAGGAUCAAGUCAGAGGAAGCGAGGCACAAAGCCUGCAGCACCUGCUCCUCGCACCUCACGGUGGUGGUCAUCUUCUAUGGCACCAUAAUCUACAUGUACCUGCAGCCAAGUAACAGUUAUACCCAGGACCAAGGCAAGUUCAUCUCCCUCUUCUACACCAUGGUGACCCCCACCUUAAAUCCUAUCAUCUACACUUUAAGGAACAAAGAUGUGAAAGAGGCUUUGAAGAAACUUCUCUCAGGAAAACUGUGCUCCCUACAAAUGUGAUGUAC